AUGCCUGACUGUGGGGUGUCCCGUUCGGCUCCCACGCCGGCAGCAGGUGCAUCUGGAGGUGAGGGCACAGGUGUGGGGUUCGCAGGGCAGCCCACCCAGGUGGACUCUCCCACAGCAGCACCGUCCUUGGGGCUGGGGCUGGGCCGGGCCCUGACAUGUCAGCUCAGCAGCCCUGCUCGGCCCCGCUCCUCGUGGAGCCCUCAGGGCCUGAACGUGUCCCUCUCCUUCUUCGCCACCUUCGCCCUCUGCCAGGCGGCCAGGAGGGUGUCCAAGGCUCUGCUCCCGGCGGGCACCCAAACCAGCUUCGAGUGGGAGGCGGUGGGCGCGGCCCAGCUGGGGGCCUGCUGCCUGGAGAUGCGGAUGUUGGUGGAGCUGGGCCCCUGGGCGGGGGCCUUUGGCCCCAACCUGCUGCUGACGCUGCUCUUCCUGGUGCACGGGGCGACCUGCGACGGGGCCGCAGCCAACCCCACCAUGUCUCUGCAGGAGCUCCUCCUGGCCCAGGCCUCCCUGCCCGGCACGCUGCUGACGCUAGCGGCCCAGGGGCCGGGCGUGCAGGCGGCCUGCACCCUGAGCCGGCUCCACUGGGCCUGGGAGCUCAGUGACCUGCACGUCCUCCAGAGCCUCAUGGACGCACACUGCAGCUCGGCCCUGCGCACGUCCGCGCCCCACGGUACGCGGUGGAAGGUGCCUGUCUGUGCCUUCUUCUUCCACCUGACCCUCCUCCGCUUCCGGAACAGUCUUCCUGUCUACAGGGUGCCCGUCACGGCCCUGCUGGUCACCGUCACGGCCCACACAGCUGGGCCUUUCACAUCCGCCUUCUUCAACCCCGCCCUGGCCACCUCGGUCACCUUCCCCUGCUCGGGGCUCACCCUGCUGGAGUACACCCAGGUGUACUGGCUGGGUCCUCUGACAGGCCCGGUCCUGGCUGUCCUGCGGUACCAUGGCCCCCUUCCUCGCCUUUUCCAGAGAAACCUGUUGUACAACCAGAAGAACAAGUACCGGACUCCUAGAGGGAAGCAGACCCCGGGGCCGAGAGAUACCCGCCGCCUGCAGAGGGAAUUAGAACCAAAUGUAAGACCCGGGAGGGAAGGCAAGAGGUCCAGCAUGCGUCCCCCUGGUCCUGGGAAGACCUGA
Neomonachus schauinslandi (Hawaiian monk seal) is the source of this 1134-nucleotide messenger RNA. RefSeq names its product aquaporin-12-like. Lineage: Eukaryota; Metazoa; Chordata; Mammalia; Carnivora; Phocidae. The transcript has 4 exons. Gene Ontology annotation, molecular function: channel activity. The record is from RefSeq and is a predicted model, not a curated record. Gene Ontology annotation, cellular component: cytoplasm. The coding region runs from base 1 to 1134 and encodes 377 amino acids.